Molecule: messenger RNA, 11122 nt
Organism: Onychostoma macrolepis
Lineage: Eukaryota; Metazoa; Chordata; Actinopteri; Cypriniformes; Cyprinidae
Gene: amot
Product: angiomotin
Exons: 13
Coding region: 5001-8033 (1010 amino acids)
Biological process (GO): actin cytoskeleton organization; hippo signaling; regulation of cell migration
Cellular component (GO): plasma membrane; cytoplasmic vesicle; lamellipodium
Molecular function (GO): protein binding; signaling receptor activity
Source: RefSeq, a predicted model, not a curated record
AUUUUUCUGAAAUAUAUACAUGCAUGUGUGUGUAAUGUAUUUAUAUAUAAAUAAUAAAUAUACACAGCAAACACAUUAUGUAAACAAAAACUUUUAUAUUGGAAGCGAUUAAUUGUUUGACAGCACUAAAUGGUAGUCACCAAUUCAACAUGGUAUUGCUAUACAACUGUAUCCAAUAAAGCAUGGUAUUUUGGAAGUGUAUUCUGUCCUAAAACAGUCCACUGUGUGCUGAAGUGCUGUCCUCUGGUUUCUCUCAGCGCUGACUUCCCAUCAGGCCCCUCACAUGUUUAAUAGAACGUAAUCCCUUGAAAUGAAUCACGGUUGAAUUCCAAGAAAGCAGCACAAUUGAGGGAGGAGGUGAAUUAAUGCGGCGAAGACAUAUUGCGACGAACAUGGAAACAGAGGUAGAGAGAAGGAGCAGAUGUGUCAGAGUUUCUUGGCCUACUUCUUUUCCAGUCCUGCAGUGUGAGAAUCUCUCUGAGCUGGGAGUAAUGGACACAGGGGGAGGCUGAGCUUUACGCUUUCUCCACGGUUGCAGCGCCAGACCUUUCCAGAAUGGAAUGUUGCGUUUCCUGCUCAGUUUCUGCCAUGUGUUUCUCAAUUCCCCCUUCUGCCUUAAUCUCUCUGUCUGCGUGUGUCUUUGUUCUCGGACUGUUCCUUUGUCACCGUCUCAUCCACAUGGACGCAUGCUGAAAGAUUAAUCAAAUUUGUGUGUGAGUAUAGUUACAUAGAAAUGGUUACAUGUUUUAAUUUAUGCAAUUACAUUAGAUCUCUAGAAUGAGAUUGUCCCUCCCCCUAAAUAGCACCUGCAACUGACUAGCAAUAGCAUGUCGCAGAAAAAAGAAAAAAAAAACCUGGAAAGAAAAAAAAACCUGGAAAGAAAACUGCGCUCAAGCACAUUUAAUACUUUAUUGUCAAUUAUUCAACUAUUCGUUCAGGCAGCCCACCAACUAACAGCCCUAGUUUGUUAACCGUUGAUAAAAAGACAUCUUUCUUAGAUUCUCAGUGAUCUUUCACUGUCAUCUUAAUUCCUCAGAAACUUUUUAUCUUUUGCCUUUAUGCCAUUCUUGUGGCAUCAUCAUUAUCAUCAUCUUGUUCCCUUUAGUAUCUCUUCAAACACACACAAACUUUAUUCUGUUUUAGCUCCUCCUUCACCCAUAACAGUAUUGUCAGUGUUAUCAUGUCCUACAUAAAGCAUAAAAGAACUCUUAACAUGGACGAGCUCUCUGGAGUUCAUUAAACCCCUGGAAACGUUCCACUAAUGCUCCCCUGUUAUGUAAACAGUGCUUGUGAAAGUUGGGGGUGGCAUUUUUUUAACUAUCAGAGGGCUGCUCGCUCUUCCUUAACAGACAUUUUCUAAGGUCACCUUCCUGAUAUUUCCUGCUUUUAAGUUUUGAUGUCAAGAGGUUGUCCUUCUGAAACUCUAGUCCUUGUGGAAUGUUGCCCUUCCACUCGUCAGCAUUAGACGGUUUACCGUUGUUGCCAGCGGCAAUAUUCAUCAGAGGUCGGGAAGUAAGACAAGAAAAUGCAAUGGAAAAUCUUGCUUUCUUCUGUUUCUUCUUCUGUCACAGUUCUCUGAAAAGUGGUACCAAAGGGUAAACUUCUUGCCUAUAGUAAUAUGCGUAUGGUUCAAUGACACAACGCUCAUUUUUGUGUCUGCAUCUGUCAUUAUAUUUAAAAAAUGUUAAAAAUGCAAUUCAUACAGUGACUUGGAUGAUGAGCAUAUUUUAUAAUUCCAAAUUUCUUUGGUCUGCGCAAGUUAACAAAUAUCAGGGUGACACAGUUGUCCUUCUGAUAUUAUGAUGAAGGAAUAUGAUUUGAAUAUGAUAUGAUUUAAAAUGAUUUUUUUUAUUUAUUUAUUUUUUUUUAAGAAGAGUUUAAUAAGGAAGCAGUUUGGUAAAAUGUUCUAUUAAUAAUAAUAAAUAUUUAAAAUAAAUAUUUUAACAAAUCCGCUUUACUGCUUUAUUAACAUUUGAAAAACGUUUUGCUGCCAAAUCAGCCAAGUGGUGCAACCAACAUUCAAAUAACUAAAACAAAACAUAAAAAGGAAAUUAAAUCAUAAAAGGGACCCCUGUAAACCCUCAUGGAUGUGUGUCAAGGUCAAUAAAUAUUUUAAAAUAUCAGUUAUUUUGACAUUUUUACGAGAAGAAAAAGUUCAUUAUAGUUAUGAAAUAUUAAUUCAUGAUAUUUGUUUAAAAAACUUUAAAAACUUUUUACUAGAAUUCUAAAAAACAUGAGUAAGCUAUGUAGGCUGACAUGUUUUCAAGGUGUAAGAAAAAUGCUUACUUUUUGCUUGAUGGUCACACAAUAUAAAAUUUUUAUGUCAUUAAUUUUAAAAACUAACAUGUUUCAAAGAACUUGUGUUUUAAACUAGAUUUUUAUUUUUUAUGGACAUUUUUUUCACUAAUUAGCUAAAAACAACACCAGUACAUAUUGUUCUCUUUAGACUUCCAUAGGUUCAAAACUGUUCAAAUCAAAUCCAUUUGGUGAUUAAUUCUAUUGUCAGCUUCUGGUCAUAUGACUAAAGACUUUAGAUGUAAAAGCAGAUGUGUGUUGAAAGACUAGAUGUGAUGGUAUUUAGUCACCCUGUAAACCAGGGUACUUUCAGGGAACUUCAGGGUAUUUUUGGAAAUAGUUUAGAAGUUUAGCAAGCAUGUAAAGUAAUAGUUAAGAAACAGUUUUUGUUUUCAAUUCCAAAACCUAACUUUAACAAGUUAAGCAUUAACAUCAGUCUUGGAUCAGAUAUUAACCUGAACAUCUGUCAGCGCUGUACUGAGAACCUGGAGUGUGUCAGCAUAAUGAGGGCAGGAAUGGACUGUACUGUCAGAGGCUGUUUGAUAGACUGCCAGCAUCGGGCCAGUACUCAAACUUACCCUGGGCCACAUUCCUGAUGUAUUACCCGAGUAAACACUGUCUGCAUGGGGGCCCUGGGAAACUUGUGCAUGAAACGUAAAUAUUUAGACAAUGUCAGCGUCCAUUCAGAAUGUUCCGGACAAUAAGAAACCAGGUUACAGUUGGUGGAAUACAUCUAUUUUGAAUGAUCUGAUCUAAGAUCAUUCAUCUCAGUACAGCUAUCACUGCAAUUUAAAAUCAGACAUUUUGAAACUGCUUUGAGGAUUUUUCUCAGUAUAUAUCCAAAUAUUUAUUGCCAAGGAAGUGAGAUUGUUUGCUCAACUUCAUCGGCAGAUUAUUGCACACCAGUGGAGAUAAUUUUAUUUCUGUCAUGACAACUCUCGGAGGGAUUGGCAUAGUAAUGUACAUGACAAUAUAUUUGAUUUUGGCGGAAUAGUUCUGCUACGCUGCAGCAGAGUAAGUACCGAGACUUGCUACUGCCAAUACAUCCACAACAUGCUGCUGUGAUCAUGUAAGAAAUAUUUCUACCUUGUAGCAGAGCUAUACAGGUGGAGCUGGGGAAGGUGGAGGGUUUCUGAAGCACCCUGCGAAACUGCUACAACAAGCACUGGUCAUAUAUUUGAAUGUUGAGCAGAGAGCUCAUUGGCUACCGAUACAGGAGAGAACCAAUCAGCUGUGCCAUGUGAUAAUCAUGUCAUUAGGUCAGAUUGAGUUAGACCUAUCGGAAUGCGCAUCUGCAGUUUCAUGCCAGAACUCUGUAUACAGCUUAUAUGUGUAUUGAACACUCCCAUUUCUUAAAAAAAAAAAAAAAAAAUCCAAGAGCAUGAAGACUUUCAAUUUUUUGAAACAGCAAGAGCAAUUUUUUUUAUUAAUUGCACUCCUUUCAGAUUGCUUGACAGCAAGCUGUUGCCCAGAACCCAUGUUGCUCUUGGCUCAGUUUAGUUGCUCUUGAAAGAGACACGGAUGGCAGCGGUUAGAAAUAUGAGGAAGGAAUAAUUGCUGUCUGUGUUAGGGCAAGCCAGGUGUUUUAGUUUCUUAUCAGAGGACUUGCGGUUUGCCACCUGUUUCUACAUUACUCAACUUUUCUUAGCAGGUGGAUCCUUUGCUCACUUUGACCUGGAUUUGUCUGUUGACAACAUGUUAGGAUAAUUGAUGGCUCACAAUGGUCAACUAAUCAACUAGUCCUCCAACAACCAACUAGACCAGUUGGACAAAUGCCCCCUAAUGUGAUGACAAAUGUCCCCACCCCCCAUGAAAAAAGGUCAAAUGCAUAAAUGUAAUAAAAUAUAGAUGUUAUAUAGUCACUAACUCUCUGUCCAGCAGUUUUUGCAUGUGAUUGUCCCAUGUACAUUCAUCUCAUGUCUUGUUUUCAUUUGCGUCUGGCAUCUACCCCGAGGAAGGUUUGUUAGCUCAUAAUUCAUCCACUAAUAAUUCAUAUUUGGAUUAUUGUAGCAUACAGAAAUUGAAGAGUAAUGGGUCAAAUUUCUUAGCACACUAAACAAGAUCAGAAGCCCCUUGUGAAAGUGAAAAUUUUUAAAUGGUUAAUAGACUAUUUUGACAUUACAGUAAACUCCAAAACCCAAACCCGAUAAUCUGGAUUAAAUAAAACAGGACACUUUUGAGGUUUCGGGCAAGCAACAUAGAGAAAUCAUUUUUAUAAACCACAAUUACUUUUUUUCAACUGUUAUAUUAGUCAGAUUUCAGAUAUGUAUCGCACGCCCAGUCUCUGAUAAUUAGCUCUACUCAUUUUGAUGUAAGUUGGAGUGUUAACAGCAGCAGGCAGGUUUGAAGGUGUGUAGAUAACUGGCAGUGAUCCAGCUCACCUAUCCUUACAGCCACACCUGAUGGAAUGCAUUAGUUAGUUCAGUGUACGAGCUUACUGCAGCAGUAUUGUUAAGCGUGUGAACAAAGGAGUACGGCUCAAGACAAAUGGUCAACAGUUAGAAGAGUUCAGUGGAGUUUUCUCAUCCAGGACGUCUUUGGUGGAAAGGAGGUGGAAAUCUAGUGGCUUGGCGUUUGGGACCUUGCGGACCGGCUGUGUGUUUUGGAGCAACUUGAGGAGCUUCUUCAGUCCAGUGACCCUAGCGAUUGUCAGCACCAUGAGCAGCCAGUAGUGACACACGACAGCGUCUACAACAGCCACACAGAUGUUUCGGAAAAAAGCCUCAUCCUCCUUGAGAAUGCGAGGAAUAUCAGAAAACAAUAGACGGAGUGUGGACCGUGCCCGAAGCUCCUCCUUCCAUGAGGUAGGCAGGUCACGGGAGCUGGAAAUGAGGGCGGCAGCCUCAGUUUCCGAGGACACAUCGGCUAGCAGCAGUAGCGGUAGUGGCCAUACGGUUCUGCAACGGCUAUUACAGGAGCAAAUGCGCUAUGGCGAGGGCCGAAAUUAUCUUGCCUUGCAGCAACAACAACAACAACAGCAGCAACAACAACAAGGUCCAGUAAGUGGAUACCCGGGCCCUGGCAGCCCAGGGGACGAGCACUCGAUGGUCCCUCACAUUGCGAGGCAAGAGCCUCAGGGCCAGGAGCUGCAGGCCGACAGUGGCAUGGAGAAGCUUAGCACACGCACUGCAGGAGGAGGCAGUGGAGGCACGGGGUCAGGUGGUGGAAGCUGUGUGAGCGGACAAGGGCAGAAUCUUGAAGACUUGCCCACCUAUGACCAAGCCAAGGUGCAGUCGCAGUAUUUCCGUGGCCAUCAGCCCCAGCAGCCUCAACCACAGAUACCCCCGUCAGUAGGUGCUGCAUUUUAUGUGACUGGUGUCAGCAACCCUAAGGUGCGACCCCCAGAGGGCAGGCCCACGGUGCAAAGAGUGAACGGAGGCAAAGUACACCAAGAUGACGGGCUCAAGGAUCUUAAACAAGGCCAUGUACGUUCACUCAGCGAGAGACUAAUGCAGCUCUCGCUGGCUACAAGUGGGGUCAAGGCCCAUGCACCUGUUACCAGUUCACCACUUUCUCCCCAGCUUCCUCCACCUGGACUUCCUGGAGACUACUAUAAACCCACUGGGCCCCCACACAGAGGCCCACCUCCAGACUACCCUUUUAAAGGAAUGCCCUCUCCACCCAAACAGCAGCAGCACCAUCAGCCUCAGCACCAGGAGCCUGGACACUUCUACCCAGACCACCGUGGCACAAGCCAGCCAACCAGGGCUGACAUUCCUCAUGUACGGUACCAGCCACCACCUGAAUAUGGCUCUUUCCGGUCAAAUAAGGAGAGUUCAAGUCACUCUCAAAGGUCUGUCCAUCACCACAGCCCUUCAUCUUCUGUUACAUCAGGGGGCUCUCUCUCCCGUGCUCAGUCCUCCACUCUCAGCAGCAUCAUGGCCUCUUUCCACCCUCCUCCACCUAUGGGUCACCAGGGAGAGCCCUUUCCCACUGGUGCUCGUAACCCACAGGGGCCUGGUUCCCACCAGGGGGAUCCAUACGGUCCAGGUCACCAUCCCCAUCAGCGGAGCCACGCGUUUCCUCAUGAUCCUUAUGGGUCAGCUCCCAGGGGUCUCCACAUGCAUCAGCACCAGUACCACCAACAGGGCCCCCAGCAGCAGCAACAGAGUCCAGGACAACACUACCCACAUCCACACUCCAUGCAGGGAGAUCCUUACGCCAUGCUAGCCCGUGCCCAGCAGAUGGUGGAUAUGCUGUCAGAAGAAAACCGCUUGCUUAAGCAAGAGCUGGAAGUGUGUGGGGAGAAGGUGUCCAAACUACAAAAGCUGGAGACUGAGAUCCAGAUGGUGUCUGAAGCCUAUGAGAACCUGGCCAAAUCAUCCACAAAGAGGGAAGCUCUCGAGAAGACAAUGAGAAAUAAACUGGAGAUGGAGGUGCGCAGGAUGCACGACUUCAACAGGGAUCUAAGAGAGCGAAUGGAAACAGCCAACAAGCAGCUCGCUGCAAAAGAGUGUGAAGGCACCGAGGACAAUCGCAAAACCAUCUCACAGCUUCUGGUUCAAAUUAAAGAGAUUCAAAGAGAGAAGGAGAAGCAGGAUAUUGAGUUGAAUUCACUUCGCUCCACCAACGAGGACCAGCGCAGACACAUAGAGAUCCGUGACCAGGCCUUGAAUAACGCCCAAGCCAAAGUGGUCAAACUGGAGGAGGAGCUGAAGAAAAAGCAGGUAUAUGUGGAGAAGGUGGAGCGGAUGCAGCAGGCUCUAGCACAGCUUCAGGCUGCUUGUGAGAAGAGAGAACAGCUUGAGCAUCGGCUACGCACUCGACUGGAGAGAGAGCUCGAAUCACUCCGAAUGCAACAGAGGCAGGGUGGUUCUCAGAACCCAGUUAGUCCUGAGUUCAGCACAGCGGCUCUGAUGGAGCACCUGAGAGAAAAAGAGGAGAGGAUUUUGGCCCUGGAGGCCGACAUGACCAAAUGGGAGCAGAAAUACCUGGAGGAGAGCGUCAUGAGACAGUUCGCGCUGGACGCCGCUGCUUCUGUGGCCACACAGAGAGACACGUCCUCUGCUAUCAUCAGCCAUUCCCCCAGCAGCAGCUACGACACUUCGGUGGAGGCACGUAUCCAGAAAGAAGAAGAGGAGAUCCUCAUGGCUAACCGCCGCUGUCUGGACAUGGAGAGCAGGAUCAAGAACCUGCAUGCUCAGAUCAUAGAGAAGGACGCCAUGAUAAAGGUACUGCAUCAGCGCUCGCGGAAAGAGCCAGCCAGCAAAUUAGAUGCCCCUGCCAUGAGGCCCUCCAAGUCCCUCAUGUCCAUAGCUAUGGGCACCGGCAGCUCCAGCGGCUCCGGGCUGCUGUCACACUCUCUGGGUCUCAGCGGAAGCAGCCCCAUCACGGAGGAGCGCAGGGAAGACCGCAGCUGGAAGGGCAGUCUGGGUGUUCUGCUCGGCCCAGAGUUCAGAGGUGACUCUCUGAGGACAGAGUCCAUCUCCUCCUCUCCAUCUCCAGUCCUGCCAACCGCCACACACUCAAAGACUGGCAGCAGAGACAGCUGCACCCAGACGGAAAAGGGUCAGGAGGCCAGCAAGCCGAGCACACCUGCCCUGCAGAGCGUAUCCGGACCGAGCCGGAUCAGCAGCCCGAGCCCAGUCUACAUACCCGACCGCAUCGCCGAUGUGCCAGUAUUUCACAGCAGUACAUUAGAGAGGAGAGCGCCAGUGCAGUUGCUCCCGCAGCAGAGCCUGCCGCCGCCACUCCCAGCGCAGGACGUGGACAGUGAGAUGGUGGAGAUACUCAUCUGAUCACACACACGUUGAUAAAGAAACAACUCUAAGCAGGUGAAGGAAUCCGUGCACUUCUCUUCUCUCCGUUACUCUCAGAUUGUCAGGAUGCUUAGGAAUGCAUUCAAAUCUGCGAACAACAAUAUACGACGUCAUUUACGAUCAACACUCUUUUUGUACAGUAUUGUCUGGUGGUCUUUUUUUCCCCUCCAGACCCUCGGACCAAAUAAAUUGGCAUAAUUUUUUUUACAUUUAUUGCACUACUUUGUGUUUGUUUUUACAUAUUUUUUUUGGGUAUGCAAUUGUUUUGUUGUGUAUAUGUACUAAUAAUACAAAUGUGGCACUUGAUUAUCAAGCGAUAUGGUGACUAGCUGAACAGUUGUUACAUGUAAAUACUGAAUCGGAAUACUGUAAAACUGAAUGUCGUAGGGCCUUUUGUAUUCUAGGACGCAUUGUCUGUACAGCACGUACUGUACGCUUCACCGCGCACUGUUUAAGAGCAAUGGACCAACAAGCGUUUACCUGUCCACAAGCUCAUGUAUCCGUAUGUGAAAGUAUGAGUGACCCAACUGGUUUUGGGUUUGUCUGUGUCAGAGUCUGUAGUUUUCCAAUCAGAACUGAGGUCCAUCAUUCCAGUAGAGCUACAGCAGCCACAACGUGCCUUGAGUGCGAGGCACCACACUUAGCACGUGGUGGUAUUUCCCGGUCUGUCCUUUCACCGUUUGGAAAGCCUCCAAAUCUGUUGUUUCAAUGUGAUGGUUACUCCUUAUUCCUCGUUUUAUUUUGUAGAUAACAAAUUAGCUUUUUUUCCAGUCUCGUGGUUGCAAGACAGACAUUUAGCUCUUGACCAAAGGAAUCCGUUAAAAAAAAGACAAAUUAACGCAAAUAAAGCAGGGCCAAGCAACGAUCCUCAUGUUAUUUAGAGGGUCUGAUGUAAUUCAAGAUUACAUGGAUGUGUAAAUGAGAUUCUUCCAUGAAAUCAGUAAAUAUCUAUGAAACCAUCUGAUUUCAAUGCUUUUAUUAUUUUGUCAUGUGCUUUAAAGGUUUCAGAAUUUCUUCAGAACGACCUCUGGAUCUAAAUUGUAAGUGAUUUUCUGCUUGAUGCUCAGUCCCUGACGCUUACGCACGUCAUUGUGACGUCUGUUCGAUAUGUGCGUUUUCAUCUGGAACAUGUCACAUUUCAAGUGUUUGCACAUCUGAACCAUGUUUCUAAAACGUUCCCUGGCAGAUGUUACAACAACAUUGAGCUGAUUUAUUUGUGAAUUCACUCGUGUUUCUCAGGUGCUUAUAAACAAAUAUGACAAAUAGUCAAAUAGACAAAUAGUCUCGAAGAUGUCUUGCAGUGUAUUUUUGUCAUUUCUGAAUGAAUAAACAUUCAAACGCAAGUUUUUAAAGCAGGUCAUCAUGUCAAAGAACUCAAAACUUCAGAUGAAUAAUUCUAGAUGUUCAAAACUUUAGUAUUUAGUAUUAAUAUUUACAAUUCCACUCAAAAGUUUGGGGUCUGUAAGAUUUUUUUUUUUCUAAAUUCUAUUUUAAUAUAUUUAUGUAUUUUAAUCCUGUGAUAGCAAAGAUGAAUUCUCACCAGCCGUCACAUGAUCCUUUAGAAAUAAUUCUAAUUUAUUGAUUUGGUCCUUAAGAAACAUUUUUUAUUUAAAGGUUGAACACAGUUGCGCUGCUUGAUAUUUCUUUUGUAUCAAUAUUUUCUGAAUAUUAAUAAGAUCCUAAUACAUUUUCUGCUAGAUAAAAGUAAAAUUAAAAAAAAAAAAAAAUCGUACUAACCCCAAACUUUUGAGUGGUUAAACUUGGCACUAAGCAAAUUUUGCCCCCUGUAGGACACACAAAUUAUUGCAGUAUAAAACCCAUUCCUCUUAAGGGGUCAGCUGGUGCAGGAAAUGUCUUGUUUUGAGCCAAUCAUCUGAGCCCUAAAUGCCAUGUGACUAAUGUGGAGCCAUUAUAUAAUGAUUUCGAAAAUACAGAGCUAAAGAAAUAAGAUCCAACAUAGCAGUUUCAUGUUUUUGGUUAAGAGACAACCACAUAGAAUUCUAAUAGAAUCAAACCUGAUUAAAAACAUUUUUUUAUAUAUAUAUAUUUUCCCUAAAUAUUUGAUUUCAUUUUUUUUUUUUUUUUGUGGAAACAUGGACCAAAUUCACUUGCAAGUAAUCAAGUAUUUGAGCACAGUCUCAGUUCAGCACAUUGUGUGCGUUGGUACUUGACAUUUUGUACACAAUCAGUCUUUUCUCAUUCGCUUGAGAGAUAGAAACUAGUUAUUUGUCUUCCUUCCUGUCUUUUUUUCGAUUAAAAUCUGAAAGAAGCAUUUCCAGCAUUGUUAGAUCACCCAUUGUCAAUGCUCAACAGCUGUGUAUUUAAGACAAUUUCAGCAAGUUUGAAGAGCACUAAUCUAAUUUGGGCACAAACUAAGACAAUGGACCAAAGAGUGGACUGAGACAAAGGUGGAACAAAAUACUGAUAAACAAGCUCAUUACAUUUCAAAUACAGUACCCUGAAUGCAAACUGAUACUGUCCCUAUCAUAAUAAGCUUUAAACUGGUCUACAUACAGAAAAAACCCUCAGGAGUUAAAGUUUAACCGUACUGGUCAGUGAUUGUGAGGCUAAUCUGGUCAAGCAAGUCAAGAUUUCAUUACCACGUUUAUCAGUUUGUUCCACCUGAAGCCUCAGUCUUAUCUAAACAAUUCUUGAUGGUCUUGCUACAUUUGAUACUUUAUAGUUUGAGUUUCUAAAGAAGAAUGUGUUGGUCCAUCUCAGGACGAAUAAUGAGAAUGUGUUUUUGUAUUAUUUUGUAUAGUAUGUACCCUUAUGUCCCAAUCAAUGGGCAUUUUACUUUUUUUUUUUCCUCACGAGGAAUGUUUUUACGUUCAUUUCACUAGUAUUGGUUUCAUUACAAAAUGUCACUCUAGUUGCUGCUUGACAAUGUUUUUACUGUACAAUGAUGAUUAAUUUGAAUUCAAUUGUAUUCCUAUUCAUCAUUUCUUAUCUUAUCUCAUGCAGAUUUUGUAUAAGGCUUUGCAUUUUUCAUUUGGUUUAUAGUCUAAAGCGUUUCAAUAACUUUUUCCUUGGUUAAUUUAAUUUUUUAAUAAACUGAUCCAUUUGCA